CUCUCACCGGAUCACCCAACCACUAUAGGCUUUCCUUUCCUCCUUCCUGCAAACGCAGUACAGGGCGGCGCCGGCACCGGCGUGCGUGGCCGGGAAUCUCAAUUGGUCCCUGCCUUCUCACUUUUUUUCUUGGGCGGCGUACUAUCGCCUGCACUUCUUCUUUUCGGAUGGCUGGCUUAGGCGACGCCGCCAAGGAAUACAUCGCUGGAUCCGUUGCCGGCGUAGCCCAGGUGGUCGUCGGCCACCCUUUCGACACUGUGAAGGUCAAACUGCAAGCUCACAAUACCACCGCUCACGGAAAGGUCUACAAGAAUGCAUUCCACUGCACUAGUAGGAUACUGGUUGAGGAAGGAGUAAGAGGGUUGUAUAGAGGCGCAUCAUCUUCAUUUGUUGGUAUAGCACUUGAAAGCUCCCUUUUCUUUGGCACAUAUGCACAGGCCAAACAAUUACUACAGGGAAAGUCUGAGGAUUCUAAACCUCAGCUACAUGUAAUUAUCCCUUCUGCUGCCUGUAGUGGAGCCCUGAUCAGCUGCAUCCUUGCUCCGACUGAGCUGACCAAGUGCAGAAUGCAAGUUCAAGGGAAGGAAGCAAUGUAUGCGACUCGAUAUUCCAGCCCUCUAGAUUGUGCUGUGAAAACACUUCAAAGUGAAGGGGUUAGGGGUAUAUUUCGUGGUGGUUUAGCAACAUUGUUCAGAGAGGCAAUUGGCAAUGCUUUCUUCUUCUGCACUUAUGAGUACAGCCGAUAUUGGAUGCAUAACUAUAUAGAUUCUCGACGAUUUUCUGACAACAGUCACUUAGUUGCGGCAAAAGAUGUCGGAAUAGGAGUCAUGAGUGGUGGGAUUAGUGGAAUGGCUUUCUGGACAGCUACCCUGCCACUGGAUGUUGCAAAAACUAUUAUUCAGACUGAUCCUGACCCUCGGUCGAGCCGAAACCCCUUUCGGGUUUUAAACAUGGUCUAUAGGAGAGCUGGUCUGGCUGGCUGUUAUGCUGGUCUAGGACCAACACUAGCAAGAGCAUUCCCUGCGAAUGCAGCAGCGAUUGUUGCCUGGGAGUACAGUGCUAAGAUUCUUGGUUUAAGGCGUGACUAGUACUGUCGUGUUGUACGAGAGAUACAAUGCGGGUUUGUACUUGUGGGCUUCGGGCAAUAUUUACUUUUGUUUUCCCACAAACUCAGGAAGUCAAUGAGUUAAUCAAUUUUCCUGGAUUAGUUGGUAUUUA
Molecule: messenger RNA, 1218 nt
Organism: Lolium perenne
Lineage: Eukaryota; Viridiplantae; Streptophyta; Magnoliopsida; Poales; Poaceae
Product: mitochondrial arginine transporter BAC1
Biological process (GO): mitochondrial L-ornithine transmembrane transport
Molecular function (GO): L-ornithine transmembrane transporter activity
Source: RefSeq, a predicted model, not a curated record